AUGACAGACAAUCUCAAGCCUGGACAAAAAUUUCCCACGCCAACCCCCGGCUUUGGUGAUCGUGUGUUUUACGAAACUUUGCUGCGACAACGACCAGAUUCGAUUAUGGCACAAGAGUGGUGCGUAAGCUACGGAGUACUUCCGCACGACGAAGCGGAACGUUUGCACAAAAAGGUGACGGAUCGCAAACGCCAGAUGCGCUUGGGUGGGGGGUCAGCGGCGACCUCACCGGCGCGCAAAACUAGUGUGAAGGCUAAGAAGCGAGUAAUUAAAGAAGAACGCUUCGAGCCUGAUCUACAGGUUUCGGGUGGAGACGGUAUUGGUACUGCUGUGUUGUGA
Phaeodactylum tricornutum CCAP 1055/1 is the source of this 339-nucleotide messenger RNA. RefSeq lists its product with no specific name. The record is from RefSeq and is a predicted model, not a curated record. NCBI's taxonomy places the organism in Eukaryota, Bacillariophyta, Bacillariophyceae, Surirellales, Neidiaceae. Bases 1 to 339 code for a protein of 112 amino acids. The transcript is spliced from 3 exons.